AGAAGCUGGGGAAAGAAUUUUUUUUAGGCCGUGAAAAAUAGAGAAAAAUAAUUUCCAAAAUUUGGAAAGUGGAGAUCGCGUGCAAAAACUUAUCGGAAAGAGAUGCCGAGUCAACGGCGGUCAGUAAAAAAGAUGUGCAGCAACACUUCCUGGUGUCCUCCAACAAGAAUUGUUGGAACUGGCUGAAAAAGAAUUGUCUUGGCAGCACCAAAGGAGAUUAUUAUACAUGUGGAGCAAGUCAUGCCAAAGAUCUCGUUGGGAAAUGCAUCUCCUGUGACUGAGAGAGAAGGCGUACAAUUGUUUCCCAGGCCUCCGCUGUUCCCAGUUAAUAAGUGGUUAUUCAGAAGUAUAGAGCAGAGGCCUGGCAACAUAUUCCACCUCUUUUGGUAGAUGUCAAGUGCAGAUCAGAUACUUGACCAGAGAGUUAUGACUGAUCGGGAUAAUUGUUCAGGGGUGAAUAUCAACCUGUGUCCCUCCACUUCAUGACGCCUCCACUGCACUGCAUAAGAUUUCUCUACUCCUCCCAAAUUGCUGAAGCAACCUUAAACUCUGGAUGCAACAGGUAUCUAUCAACUGGAAGUGAUCAUAAUACACAGACUGAAAACACAGGAAAUACACUUGGUAGCGAGAAGAAGGAAGAUGCGCAGAAGGUGUUAGAAGCCAAAUGGAAAGGGAAGGAGUCAAAGCCAAGGAGAACCCUUGAGUGCCUGAUCUGCGGAGCAUUCUUCAGCAGUGUUGACAAACUUAAAGUCCAUUCUUACUCUCACACAGGAGAGAGGCCCUACACGUGCUCACACCCGGAGUGCACUAAAGCCUUUGUGUCCAAGUAUAAACUUCUCAGGAUCUUGGUAGAGAUUGACUCUUUUUUAAAAAGGAUUCAAACUUCCAGGCACAUGGCCACACAUUCACCACAAAAAACACAUAAGUGCACCUACUGUGAAAAAAUGUUCCACCGGAAAGACCACCUGAAGAACCACCUUCAGACACAUGAUCCAAAUAAAGAGGCGUUCAAGUGUGAAGAAUGUGGCAAGAACUACAAUACUAAGUUGGGCUACAAGCGUCAUCUGGCACUGCACGCUGCCACCAGUGGUGACCUGACCUGCAAAGUAUGCCUUCAGACAUUUGAGAGUACAGAGGUUCUGCUUGAGCACCUGAAAACACAUUCGGGCAAGUCGUCAAGUGGAGUUAAGGAGAAGAAGCACCAGUGUGACCACUGUGAUCGACGGUUCUACACUCGCAAAGAUGUUCGGAGACACAUGGUUGUUCACACAGGCAGAAAAGACUUCCUCUGUCAGUAUUGUGCUCAGAGAUUUGGCAGAAAGGACCACUUGACAAGACAUAUGAAGAAGAGUCAUUCACAGGAAUUAUUGAAAAUUAAGACUGAGCCAUCUGAUAUGAUGGGAUUGCUUCACUCCAGUCCACCCAUAACAGUGAAGGAAGAACUUAGUCCAAUGAUGUGUAUGGCUUCAAAGGAGGCGGUAGGUAAGCCAUUUACUAGUUUGCCAAUGAGUAUGUACAGUCCACACAUUCAAGCCAUGGCAAACUCAGGAUCCUCACACAGUCUGGUUGCCAGUUCUCUCGCUAUGGGAAUGGGUUGCCAAAUGGAGUCUCCGUCAUCAAUUCAUUCAGCACCCCCUCAACCCCCUUCUAAAUAUCAGCUUGGAUCUACCUCAUAUGCCACUGGCUUGUCUGAGAAGCCAACAGAAAGUUACUUAAUGGACUUGCACAGCAGUUUGCCACUUUCAUCCCAUGAAUCUCAGUCUUCACCAGCUAAAGUAGGCUUAGAUUCACAAACUGGGCCUCUGGAUGACAUUUCUGGUGAACAUUUGCUUUCCAAAAGCCCUGCUAUAAUUACUGAAUCCCUCUGUACAGCAAACAUGGACUUUUCACAUUUACUGAGCUUCUUACCACUGAACCACCCUACGUACAAUCCACCUGUUUCAACAGGGGGGCUGGUAAUGGGCUAUGCUCAAAGUGAACCUCAGUCCUUGCUUACUGCUCUUCAGCCUCAGCUCCAGGACUCCCAGGGAUCUGGAAAUGGUCUAAACCUUGGGCCUCUUCACCCAUUAUCUCCCGUCUUUACCACCAGUCUGAGCACAACGACAUUGCCACGUUUCCACCAGGCUUUCCAGUGAACUACUGUUGAAUCUUUUAUUCAAUAAUCUGUGCUUGGAGUGGAAUUUAGUGAAGCGCACAAAGCUUUCUAGAACUCAAAGGAAGCUAAAGCUUUGAAGAAGCUUUUAUAAGGCAAUUUCCGUUAUUCAGUUUAAUCCAUAAUAUGGAGGGUUAUUUUUAAAAAUCUAUUAGCAACUGAUGAGGCAUAUACAAACAAUGAGCCUUUUGCUUUCUACACUCUACUAUGGAUAGAAAUCCACAUGAGGGCUGAUCGUAUCAGAACUCUGAAGUGGAUGAGUUUUAAUGUGAAAAUUACUCCCCAGAUAGCUAACAUUUCAUAUGUGUUUAACAUACAUGGAGACCUGUUACAAUUGAGAAGUUAAUUCAUGAGCUAAAAGUCUGAAAUAGAAUUACAGGGAAAGAUUAGUGAAGGAUGGGAAUAUAAUAUAGUUAAUAUAGCAUUGUGCAACAUGUAUUAAUCUCUGCUUUGUCCAAAUCAUGUUUUUAAAACUAUUUUUUGUCGCAUGCAAAGGUCUCUUCAUGAAACAAAAGUUGGUCUGUGAAAUAGUUAAAUUGUGCUCACAAUGUGAGUUGUGCCCAUUCAAUUGCCCUCUUUAAAAAAAAAAAGUAUUGGUUUAUUUCUUCUUUAAAACACCCUUCAGUUCCUCAAAAUCUAGACAUUGUAGAAGUACCAGGAAGAUAUGUGCCAGGACAUGUUGAUGUGAAUAAUAAUUUAAAGAGCAGUGCCUAGAAAUUUUCUGUUCAUAAUGGUGCUCGGGAAAUGCUUAGCAUUUUCACAUGAAUUCUCUUUGUUAUUUUAAUGGCGUUAUUAAUCUAUUUUAAGUAAACUGGUCAAUACCUGUUAAAAUAGCAAUCAAAUGAGGUCUAAUGGACACUUCAAGUUGUGAAUGUUGGCAGCAAUAAUUUCUAGCCUUGCAUUUCUUUCUGUAUAGCUACAUUUGUCGUACUGGGAUGUAUGAAAGUUUUCACCUUACCAGAUUGGUCCCUAUUUACUACUAUGAUUGCAAAGCAGCUGCUUCAUUUUCCUCAUGAAGUAAUAUUUUUUGAGAGGAUAGAUGUCUUUAUGUUCAAUUAUUUCAUACCAUGGUUCAUACAUUAACCUAUUAUACUGUGGUGCACAGAGCCUAUAUAGUUUAUGCCUUUGAGAGUUUUCGAACAUUAACGUUAGCUCAUUUACAGCAAAGCUUAUAUGUUGCAUCCUAUGUAAUAAAAUUAGCAGUUUAAAUUUUGCUGCUAAUUUUUCUAGGGUACAGAUUAAGCUCCUCAGUGAUUUUGUUCAGUACUAGGCUCAGGAGCACCCCGGUCGUGUUCUGUGCAGUACUGUAAAAGCAUUUCAGACCAUAAUUAACAUUGGUUAAACAUCUCUAAAAGGGGAAUAGCCUAAAGCAAGGUAGACUUGAAUGUUAGUUUGUAACAAAGGUACACAAUUGCACAAAAAUAAUCAUAGCCAAUCGAUCAAAGUUAGCUUGAUGCACAUUUUUACAGGAGUCUGGCUCUAUUUUUCUAAACUAUUGAAGAAUCUUUCUUUGCGUCCAGAUUUGUGGCAUACUUAAAACUUAGCAUUUUGAAUAAAAUUCAUUAUCAUAAUCGCCACUAUCUAAAUGUGUGAUGCAGUUUUCCUUCCAACACUAAUUUUACUUUUUAAAAAAAAAUCAGCUUUAAAAAAUGAAACACUGAACACUCUCAAUUCUCAGCUUACUGGGGAGAAGUUGUGGCUUAAUUAUAAUGCAGUUGCUUCUUAUAUUUUAAUAUCUGCCUUUUACAUCUGAGUAAUAAUCCUAAAUUUUGCUUUGUGCAUUCAUUUAAACCCCAACGUAUCUUCAAGAGAAGGAAAGACAUUAUGAUAUACAUCUGUGUAUAAUACUACAGUGCAUAUAUUAGAAGAUUUAGUUCCAAAAAGUAGUUAAAACACAUCAAGCUAAUUAAAUUCUUAACCAUCAUCUGCAAGAGGUGCAUUGUUGGCUUGUAGGCAUAGUAACCUUAAAAUCCAUCAAGUAUCACUAGACUUUUAUUAUAGUGAAUAAUUACUUUGAAAAUAUUGUACCUUUCCUUGUAUUUAGGAGUUGUGAGAUCUACAAAGGAUACAGAACAGGGUGUUUGGAUUAAGAAUACCCUGAUUAUAAGUCAGGGUCUCAUCAAGAAAGAUUUUUAUGUUAUGCUUGUGUUUAAUGUAAAGAUUUUAAUUCUGUUACUGUUUUGCCUCUCCUGACAGUGCCUUAUUCUGGCCACCAGAGGCUUUGAGCUAUUUGAAUCCUUACUUCACAGUUCUCUGAGCAGGACCUCACAAAGACACAACACAUCACCUCAUGCAUGCUUCUUGCUAUAAGCCUAGGAGAAAACCAAAACUGCCUUACAGUGAAUGUGGACCUCUGUUACUGAAUCAACAGCAGGACAAACCUGCUGUUGAUUUGCAAUAAGCUGUUUAAAAACAAUUAAAUUCCUCUUGCAAAUCAACAAUAUCUAUAUUUUAAUAUAUAAAUUAUUUUUAUGAAGUAAUAUCACUGCCAAAUUACUAUAAUGGCAGAAAUCAUAUGCCAUUUCUGUCAUAGCCUAGAGCGGUUUAUUUUAUAAACCAGUAAAUUGUUGCAGCAAUAUGUAUAGUGUGGCUUUACUCAACUCUAAAUAUCUUAAUGGAUUUCCUCAGUUCACUGUUGCAGGAGGAAAAUAAUGUAUAGACUGUUGCGGUACCAAUUAGAAAAUUAUUAAUUACCUACAUGUUCUAUUCCGCCUCAACAAAAUAAAUUAUUUAUAUCAAGGAUGAUUGGAUGCAAAUGAGUGACAGCAACUCUCUGUUACCUGUGGACAGAUAUUUUCUGAGUUAAUCUUGACAUUAUUUGGCUAAAAGCCAAAGUGACAAUAUCAACUUUAUUCAUAUAAAGUGAAUAACUGUAGAGUGAUCAAGUACACCUUUCUCAGUGAACGUUAAUUCCUGUAUUCAUUGUAAGGCUAAUAGUUCCUCUUAUGGCUGGUUAACUCACUAUGUUCUAGCACUUUCAGAAAUCUUUAUAGGAGAGUAUCUCUUCAGCACCAUAAACUGGUAAUGAAUCUUUUAUAAAAUUUAAGUGCCAUUAGAAUUUUGUUAGAUGUAUUUAGUGUUACUUACGAUAAAAGAGCAUUACAGUGUUUUGUAUUACUACCAUUCAGCUGCUCUGUUUUGUACUUUAAUAUGUAGGAUGUCUGAUGUAUAAAUCAACUUGAUGUAAAAACCACAAUUACUCUCAAAUCUUUUUCUUUCUUGUUUAAUUCUGUGUGCCAGGAUUUCCAGUUGUUUGCAUUCAAAAAUGUACAGACUGUAUUUUGCAUUGUGCAUGUUGCAUCUCUGUUCACUGUACAUUAACCAGUGUUUACCAAUGAUUUAUACAUCAGAUGGCCCAUAGUCAGUGUGCUUCCAUAGUUGCACAAUUUCUCUGUAUUUUGUAAAGUUCUUUACAAUUAAAAGUGUCAUGUUCUAUA
Molecule: messenger RNA, 5589 nt
Organism: Rhincodon typus (whale shark)
Lineage: Eukaryota; Metazoa; Chordata; Chondrichthyes; Orectolobiformes; Rhincodontidae
Product: zinc finger protein PLAG1-like
Exons: 7
Coding region: 483-2135 (550 amino acids)
Biological process (GO): regulation of transcription by RNA polymerase II
Cellular component (GO): nucleus
Molecular function (GO): RNA polymerase II cis-regulatory region sequence-specific DNA binding; DNA-binding transcription activator activity, RNA polymerase II-specific
Source: RefSeq, a predicted model, not a curated record